Molecule: messenger RNA, 980 nt
Organism: Schizosaccharomyces cryophilus OY26
Lineage: Eukaryota; Fungi; Ascomycota; Schizosaccharomycetes; Schizosaccharomycetales; Schizosaccharomycetaceae
Exons: 2
Coding region: 122-691 (189 amino acids)
Source: RefSeq, a predicted model, not a curated record
GAAAACUAUUAACUUUUUCACGCCAUGGAUUAGUUAAUCACAAGACAAAUGAACAGGGCGUUCAUCGAGAUCACGAUCAUAUGUUAAAUGAGGAAGGCAUCAAACAAGCUGAAAAGGUUCAAUGCAAGUUAAGAGCUGCAGAACUUCCUGUGGAAAUCAUUUUUUGUUCUUCAUUUUGCGCCGGGCUAUUGAAACCAUGCAAAUUGCAUUCCAGGAUUAUAUGAAAGAUGAUCAUGUCCCCUUAAAGAUCCUUCCUACUUUACACGACUCUACUGCUUGUUACAAGGACAAGGUAUAUCUCAAGAAGGAAGGAAUCCACAAAGCAGACUUUGAGACCAGUGUACUAAAGACUCAGCAGUUGACUGAAUACUUUGCCAAGGUGCCUCAAAAAAAUCUAGCAGUCGUAACCCAUGGUGUUUGUAUUCGUCUCUUUAGUGGUUUCCAGAAACCAGGAAACUUGAAUGCUACUCUCAAGGACAAAAAUUCUUUUAGCCCCUGCCAGCAUUGUUAUUAUACUCUUCAUUACUAUAAUGACAGGACUUGGAGAUUUACUCCACUAGAAAAAGAAGAGUCACCUUCUUUUCGCCCUUACUACCACCAUAGUCAUACACUACUAGUACUUUCUCUGCUAUAUGCUCUAUGCUUUCCCAUGUCCUAUGAUUGCUAUUUAAUGAGUAAGAAUGCAGCUUAAGCUACUUUAUUGUACAUAGUGCACUGUUUUGUUUUUCUUUAUGGUUACUUAAGCCAAUUUGUUCGACUGUACUAUACAAAAUACAGAUGUUACGCCGUUGCUUCUUAUCCGUCUUUGUUCGUGAGCUUUCUCAAAUUUGCUUUCUCUUUCUACAGAUGCUGACGUCAAGCCUUGAAAAAUUCCACUCGCUUCUACCAUACUCUUCUGUACUUAUUUUUUUCUUUAGGGUAAGGGUUAUUCGAAACUUCCAGAAUUAGAGCCUAGAAAUAAAUACCUUGCUAUUCCCCGC